Molecule: messenger RNA, 3090 nt
Organism: Ornithorhynchus anatinus (platypus)
Lineage: Eukaryota; Metazoa; Chordata; Mammalia; Monotremata; Ornithorhynchidae
Gene: RCAN3
Product: RCAN family member 3
Exons: 6
Coding region: 222-947 (241 amino acids)
Biological process (GO): calcium-mediated signaling
Cellular component (GO): cytoplasm; nucleus
Molecular function (GO): calcium-dependent protein serine/threonine phosphatase regulator activity; nucleic acid binding
Source: RefSeq, a predicted model, not a curated record
GCCGCGCCCCGACGACAACGACGACAGCGACGACAGCGACGACAGCGACGACGACCCGGCCGCCGCCUCAGAGAGUUGAGGGUUAAAGACUUAAAGGGAGAAAACAGGAAAUGAAGAUACUAUGAAUCUUUAAAAAAAAAAAAAAUUCAGCAGGUGCUUUUGGGACCUCUCGGGUAUUCAAACCAAAAAAGCGUGACAGGGAGAUCUGCUUUUAGAGGACCAUGCUAAGAGACACUAUGAAAUCCUGGAGUGACAGCCAAUCAGAUCUCUAUAGCAGUGACCAAGAAGAGGAAGAAGAGAUGAUCUUUGGUGAAAAUGAAGACGAUUUAGAAGAGAUGAUGGAUUUAAGUGAUCUGCCUACCUCGCUUUUUGCAUGCAGUGUGCAUGAAACUGUAUUUGAGGUACAAGAGCAGAAGGAGAGAUUUGAAGCACUUUUCACCGUCUACGAUGACCAAGUUACAUUUCAGUUGUUUAAAAGCUUUCGAAGAGUCAGGAUAAACUUCAGUAAACCGGAAGCAGCAGCAAGAGCCCGAAUAGAACUCCAUGAAACGGAUUUCAAUGGCAAAAAGCUGAAGCUGUACUUUGCUCAGGUUCAAAUGUCUAACGAAACUGGAGAUAAAUCUUACCUACUGCCCCCUCAGCCUGUCAAGCAGUUCCUGAUAUCCCCCCCAGCAUCUCCCCCUGUCGGGUGGAAGCAGAGCGAGGACGCGAUGCCCGUUAUAAACUACGACUUACUCUGCGCCGUUUCUAAACUGGGCCCAGGAGAGAAGUAUGAGCUUCACGCGGGCACCGAGUCGACACCGAGCGUGGUCGUCCACGUCUGCGAAAGUGAAACCGAGGAGGAGGAGGAAAUGAAAAACCCCAAACAGAAAAUUACCCAGACGAGGCGCCCCGAGCCACCUUCUACGAUACUAAACGAAUCCCCGACUUUCGACUGUACGCUGUAAGGGACCGGGCAGCCAGGCGCCGCCCCCGGGGGUCUCGGUAACGGAGAGUAGAUUAUCCCCCUUACCGCUUCCUGCGUCGCCCCCGACGACGUAGGUAAGGCUAGGAGAAGGGUGAUUGCAACGCGAUGCAUAUUUUCAUCCGUCCUGUACUAUUCUGAGGGUUGCCUCUAUUAGCUCUAUAUUCUAUAGUAGCAGCAGAUGUUACGCGUAAUUGUCUAUUUCACGUUCAGAGUCUUAGAUGCCAGUCUUCUAAUCUGCACUUUAAUUUCGAGGAUCAGCCCCAAAACGUAGCAAUCCUGGCAGGUUUCAAUAGCGCCAAACCGGAGAGUUGGUUUUCUGUCAUCCGAGAACGUUCCUUUUUCCCUGCUACCAGCAGACGUGAGGUAUCCAGACCUAAAACGAUAUAUAUUAGCUCGGUCCAGUGUCAUUUUUAUAGGUUCAGAAAAUAGCCCAGAGUUUAACAAUCCUACGUGGGCGUGUGCUGAUCCGGUAGCUCCUGAUUCAUUUAUCGAUCGAAUAUUAGCGUCCUUCGGUAUGUACCAAGAUUUCUGCAUGGUUAGAAAUCUCACAUCUAGGGUGAUUAGGGGAAAAUUAUUUGACCCAUCUUCCUGAGUAUUUUUUUUCGCCCCCUCCCCCGCCUUCAGAAGAAAUGCCAAAUUCACUAAUGAUGAAAAGACAGCCCAGAUUUAUGUGCCUGGGGCAGCUCCGGUCCCAAAAAUCCUCACCAGAAGGAGCAAAGGGAAGAGCGUGUGGAACUCUCGGGCGGUUCUGUUCUGCCACAUGUCGAACACUCUUGCCUCCCCAAGCCCGAUUCCCCGAGAGGCGGAGGCCGCCCUGACAGAGCGGGACGGUUCUCCCGGGCGGCGCGGUUGAGUACGGGAUCGAACAGCUUCAGUGUCCGCCAACUUCCUUCAGCAUUGUAGAGUGGCUACCCGCCUUCAGCCUUGAGACAUCCAUCCUCCCCCUCCCCCACCGAUGUUGUACCGUCCACUUGGUUCUUAAGCUGGUCCGUUUUCCGUGCGUCCGUUCAGUUCCGUUGCUCCUCUGCGUCCGAUGAGCAGCUGUAGCGGUAGGAUGAUUUCCAAAGUCAUUGGCGUCUUGCCCACUUAGUCGUUCUCAGCUUACUUUGUUUUUGGAAGGUGAGAAUUUGUAUACUCUGAUGUGAUCGUCCUCCCGUGGGUCCGAACGUUGGCAGAGGAGGAUGGGGGCGGUUGGGUUUGUUCUGUUCCCUGGGGAUUAAUUGGGGACGGGUGUCACGGCUUGCAGUUUUCACAAAACACGGUGCUGUUCUUCACUUCCCAAAUUGGGGCCGACACCCUUUGGUAUUUCUGAGCUACAAGACACACCUUUCGAAGGGUUCCCCUCACCUAUUUCCAAGCGUCUGCCUACUGGGCGUUCUGGGAUAGACACGCUUGUGCCCAUUUGUGGCGUGGUAAAUGUCCUUAUUAAAUUUUGUCCCCGGUCCCUGAAUGAUGGGGAGAGCUGUUUUUUGACUGUUCCCGGCCCAUAAAUCUGCAUCUGGAAUCUGCCCUGACUCUCCCGUGGUACUGGUUGUGAAUUCCAUUAAAGGCUAGGAUUUAUAAAGGCAAUUUACGCAGUUGAAAUCAGCAUUUGGCCAUGUGGCAACCUAAUGAAUUCGCUUCUGGGGAACUGAGUUCAACACCGGGCCGGGUAUCGAUCUUUCCGGGCCCCCAGCUUGGAGUUCCAGACCGGAGUCGUGCAGUCAGGAAGCCGAGUGAGUUCUGAAUGUGGUUUGGAAGCUAUUGAAUUUCCUCUAAAGUGAGCUUCAAUUCAGCAUUACUGUCUAAAUUAUCAAAACCCAGGCCGAGCUGUAUUUGUUGUCCUCGGUUUUUCCACCCCGCUAAUAUUCCUCUUUAUCACCACGCUCUCCUACGGCUUCCCUCUGUGGGCCCCCUUACCCUCCCCUCCCCUCCUCAGCCCUAACCCAGUUAAAGAAAGGGCCAUCAAUAAACCUUAAGGCCUUUGCAAACGUCAGAAAAUCCAUUUAGGAUUUCCUGCUGGGUUAACUGCUCAAUUUAUCUCCUUUUUUGGAAAAUAGAUUGAACGAGUUGCAAAAUUUCCAAACCGAAGCUCUUCUGUCAAAUAUCUAUUUAUCAAAUUAUCAAGUCGGCCAAGAUUUUUU